GCCGUCUGCGCCGCUCCCGAGGGCGGUGCCCGUCUAAGGACCCUGGCGCAGCCGGUCCGACCCCGUGCCCUGUCUGCUGCGCGUGCGAGGGGGGCCCGGGCUGGCCGGCGGCCUCCUCACCGCCCGCGCCGCCGGAGACCGGGUCUGUCGCAGACCCGGCGAGCCCAAUUGGCCACACGCUUGCUGAGGGCCGGCUGCUCCGGCGCCCGCGUGCAGGCGUGGACACGCUUGUCCCCCGAAUGGCCCCGAGAUGCGUCCUCUCACCGACGCCACUUCACAAAAGGACGGGUGGGUGGCCAGCGGCCUUCCCAAAGCCAGGAGUUGCGCCCCUCGCCUCCCCGGCAGCCGCCUUCUAAGAGCACAGAAGGCGGAGGAAGAUAAGGCAGGACCCAGAGACUGGGGGCCACUGGGGUCAGAGCCGGAGCUGAGGUCCCCGAGUGGCGCAGCUGAGGCACGCGCUGCCUGGCCACCCUCACGUGUGGGACGGCCCAGCCUGCCAUAAAUUCUAGCUUAUAAAGGCCACGUACUGAGCCCAAGUGUGAAAGGUGAGAGGAAGUGGACACCGAGGCCGGCCAUAAGCAGCCCGGCUCAGCAGACACAGAUCUCGGUGGAGUCAACAAAUCCGGAUUGAGUCUGUUCUUGUAGGCCUGUGCGUUACCUGUGGUGCGGCAGGCACUGUGUGGGCCACACAACAGAUGUCAACCAGCCCCACGCCCGCCCUGUGCGCCCCCGGACGUUCACAUCUGCUGGCCUGCUCCAGCUGGACUCUGACCCUCAGGUCUGUCCGUGUCUGGCCCCUUUCUGGGCCUCCCUCGCCCCUCUGCAGGCUGCUGAGGUUUCCCAGUUUUACUCUUGGCCCAAGGACUUAGUUGCUUACGGGGCAAGCGUUUCUCUUGACCUCUGUGGCUCUGUCCCUUAAAUGGAAAUGACACUCUAUCCGUUUCACUUCCCAAGGCCAGAGUGAGACGAGAGGGUCACUGCAGGAAAAGGGCCCACCAUCUGCAAAGCUCUCCCUUGGGGGAUAUCAACCUGAUCUCUAGGCCCAGAGAGGAGGGAGUCAUGACCCCCACACACUCACCAACUGUAUCUCUCUUCACCUGGAGACUGGCAUUAUGGCUGUAUCUUACCCACGAGAAACAGAGCCACCGAGAAGUCAGAAACAUGCUCCCAAUCGCACAGCAAAAUUGACUCGUUCUUUGGGGUGCUCCUUGGAGGCCUUCCCGACCAGUUCCUACCCUCCUGUCUAUGACAUGCUUUCCCCUCAGCAUGGACCUGGGCACACAGAACACACCUCCCAGGCUUCAGAGCCUUUAAUGAAGAGCUCUCCAGCCCCAGCCUGAUGUGGGGGCCUCUCCUCUCCUGCCGUGCCAGCCCUGGGGAAUGGGGCAUGUCUCCCCAUACCCCCAAGCCUGCACAAAGCCAAACUGGGGCAGCGAGUCCAAGAGCACUGCAGCAUUCGCCCGACUGCAGCUCCAGCCGCCGCCCGAGCCUCCUAGGCCUUCCGCAGCCGCCGCCGCCGCCAGCACCAUGGCCAGCACCCUGUCCGCCUACAAGGAGAAGAUGAAGGAACUGUCAGUGCUGUCGCUCAUCUGCUCCUGUUUCUACUCACAGCCGCACCCCAACACCAUCUACCAGUAUGGGGACAUGGAGGUGAAGCAGCUGGACAAGAGGGCCUCUGGCCAGAGCUUCGAGGUCAUCCUCAAGUCCCCUUCUGACCUGUCCCCCGAGAGCCCAGUGCUCUCCUCUCCCCCCAAGAGGAAGGACACCUCCCUGGAGGAGCUGCAGAAGCGGCUGGAAGCAGCUGAGGAACGAAGGAAGACGCAGGAGGCGCAGGUGCUGAAGCAGUUGGCCGAGCGGCGCGAGCACGAGCGCGAGGUGCUGCACAAGGCGCUGGAGGAGAACAACAACUUCAGCCGCCAGGCCGAGGAGAAGCUCAACUACAAGAUGGAGCUCAGCAAGGAGAUCCGCGAGGCGCACCUGGCGGCGCUGCGCGAGCGGCUGCGCGAGAAGGAGCUGCACGCAGCGGAGGUACGCAGGAACAAGGAACAGCGAGAGGAGAUGUCUGGCUAAGGGGCUGUGGGCCACAGGCGCCUGGAUCCUGAGAGGCGACAUCAGCACAUGCGGGCUCUGGUUUCGUCUUGUCCUACUUUGUCUAGAUGCAACUUUUGUCCCUGCACCCUCCCUCCCUCCCCUGCACUCCCAGCUCCUGCUUCUCUUUCCGCUCCGAGCUGUCCAGUCCUGCACAGGCUCUCCAUCAAGGAGCCACCACGGCGUGGCACACAGUCCCUCGGUUCAGGCACCAGGCCAGGCAGUGGCUGGGUCCCCUGUUGGUGGCCCUCUUAGAUGUGGUGACAGCCUCAAUAAAUCCCGUGGUGGUAGCA
Messenger RNA from Lutra lutra (Eurasian river otter), 2381 nucleotides. RefSeq names its product stathmin 3 (gene STMN3). The coding region runs from base 1381 to 2070 and encodes 229 amino acids. Lineage: Eukaryota; Metazoa; Chordata; Mammalia; Carnivora; Mustelidae. Gene Ontology annotation, biological process: microtubule depolymerization; regulation of microtubule polymerization or depolymerization; neuron projection development. The record is from RefSeq and is a predicted model, not a curated record. Gene Ontology annotation, molecular function: tubulin binding. Gene Ontology annotation, cellular component: neuron projection; cytoplasm. The transcript has 7 exons.